UUCGAUAAUAGACUUAACCUCAAAUUUUGUUUAUGUUGCCCUUGCCGCGGAGCUGGGAGUGUUUUUAUGAGAAUAUCAAAGGAUUUUUUAAAAGUUACCAUGAAAUUCAUAGAUAUUGGUGCAAAUCUCACGGAUAGCAUGUUCCAGGGAGUUUAUGGAGGAUCUCAGAAGCACCAAGCUGACCUGGAUAUUGUUCUUAAGAGAAGCUGGGAUAUGGGAAUGCAGAAGAUUAUUGUUACUGUCGGGAACCUGAGUGAUGUAGAGGAGGCCGUGAGAGUCAUAGAGAAAGAUGGUAAAAAGCAGAUUUUUUUCCUCGACAAAAUCGGUAAAAACUUUAAUUUUCCAGAUCGGUUGGCAAUGACUGUGGGAUGCCAUCCAACAAGAUGUUCAGAGUUUCUUUCUGAUCCCGACAAGUACUUCGCAGACUUGCGUUCAGCCAUUGAAAAAUACAAGGCAAAAGUCGUAGCUGUUGGAGAAAUAGGAUUAGAUUACGAUCGUUUGCAUUUCUGCGAAAAAGAUUGCCAGAAAAAGUUCUUCGAGAAGCAACUGGAUUUUGCUGAGAUAUUUGAAUUACCUCUUUUUCUGCAUUGUCGAAAUUCUCACGAGGAUUUUAUUGAAAUAAUUGAGAAGAAUAGUGAGAAGAUUAAAUGGGGCGGAGUUGUGCAUUCUUUCGAUGGGAAUAUCGAUGAAGCAGAGCGAUUGAUUGACCUUGGCUUCUUCAUUGGCCUCAAUGGAUGCUCCCUGAAGACUGAGGACAAUUUACAAGUGGUCAGUCUCUUGCCCAGUGACAAAAUAAUGAUUGAAACCGAUGCGCCAUGGUGUGGGAUCCGUCCAAGUCAUGCUGGUGCCAAAUUUGUCAAGACAAAAUUUCCUACAGUGAAGAGGAAAGAAAAGUGGACUGCUGACCAAUUGAUUGAUGGAAGAUGUGAACCUUCACAAAUUUUGCAAGUUCUUGAAGUAAUUGCAGGUGUGAAGGGUGAAGAUGAAGAUAAACUCGCUGAUAUCUUUUAUAAUAACACUAUGAAUGUAUUUUUUCCUGAAAAUCGCUAAUAAAGCAUUUUUUGCAUAAAA
This is a messenger RNA of Phlebotomus papatasi, 1071 nucleotides long. Its product is annotated as deoxyribonuclease TATDN1. Gene Ontology annotation, cellular component: cytosol. The transcript has 3 exons. Lineage: Eukaryota; Metazoa; Arthropoda; Insecta; Diptera; Psychodidae. Gene Ontology annotation, molecular function: 3'-5'-DNA exonuclease activity. The coding region runs from base 67 to 1050 and encodes 327 amino acids. The record is from RefSeq and is a predicted model, not a curated record.